Molecule: messenger RNA, 316 nt
Organism: Aspergillus pseudotamarii
Lineage: Eukaryota; Fungi; Ascomycota; Eurotiomycetes; Eurotiales; Aspergillaceae
Exons: 1
Coding region: 10-177 (55 amino acids)
Source: RefSeq, a predicted model, not a curated record
AUAUGCUCCAUGAAAUUAACUAAUAAUAUUAUUGAAUGGUCAGUAUCUGCCGUUCCGCAAUAUUCAAUGCGAAUCAUCAUAGCCUUAUAUAAGGCUUUUUGUCAUUUUCAGUUCACUAUCUCUCAUAUUCUUGCCAUAUCUAUUGUCCCUUCAGCCUAUGCAAAUCAUUAUAUUUAAGCGACCAAAAGAAUGGAACCCUGCAGAGCUAUGUCUACUGACGCGCAGUGUCUUUGCCCAAACUUCGGUGUGCAUGCAAAAAGAUUGCUAUCCCGAGUCGUGCCUGCCUCCGUUCCUAUGCGCAUGAAUACUACCUUAA